Messenger RNA from Electrophorus electricus (electric eel), 1460 nucleotides. Its product is annotated as LIM and SH3 domain protein 1-like. Lineage: Eukaryota; Metazoa; Chordata; Actinopteri; Gymnotiformes; Gymnotidae. Gene Ontology annotation, cellular component: focal adhesion. Gene Ontology annotation, molecular function: actin filament binding. The record is from RefSeq and is a predicted model, not a curated record.
GCGCCCAAUCCAGAGCGCGACGGUGUAGUUCGCGUUGGCAACCCGGGAGGCUCGUGUUUUACGUCCCUUUCGCAGCCUUCUCUAUAUGCACUGAUCCAUCGGCUCGUUGAGGAUCGAUAUUCACGCAUUUCUCACACUUACGCGGGAGACGCAAGCAGAAGAACAUGAAUCCCUUGUGUAGCAGAUGUGACAAGAUUGUCUAUCCCACCGAAAAAGUCAAUUGCCUGGACAAGUUCUGGCACAAAGGAUGCUUCACCUGUGAGGUCUGCAAAUUGGCUCUGAACAUGAAGAACUACAAAGGCUUUGAAAAGAAACCCUACUGCAGCCAACACUACCCCAAGACCUCAUUCACCAGCGUUGCCGACACCCCGGAGAACCUGCGCCUCAUGCAGCAGAGCAAGGUGCAAAGCCAGGUGCUGUACAAAGAGGACUUUGAGAAGAACAAAGGGAAAGGCUUCAGCGUGGUGGCUGACACGCCGGAGCUGCAGAGAGUCAAGAAAACGCAGGACCAGAUCAGCAACAUUAAGUAUCAUGAAGAGUUUGAAAAGAGUCGAAUGGGAGGAGAGGCCCUGCCCACUGAGAGCAAUGCCAACAAAGUGUGUGCAGCCUACCAGCCUAGCAGCCCUCAGAGCUACAACUACGAGCCCCAGCCUGCACGUUCAGCUGCAGCUCCACCGCCCCCUACUGGUGGGAAACGCUAUAGAGCCAUCUACGACUACGUGGCGGCCGACGAGGACGAGGUGUCAUUCGCAGACGGCGACGUGAUCUUGGACGUGCAGCAGAUCGACGAAGGCUGGAUGUUCGGGCGCGUGGAGCGCACAGGCCUGCAGGGCAUGCUGCCUGCCAACUACGUGGAGCCUAUUUGAGCGGAUCGGAGCAGAGGGCUGCAGGAUGGGGGGGAGGAACAGCUCCCGUGCCAUCCCCACUUAAGGAGUCGGUUUCUUCGUUUCUUUUUGCCCCAAAUUCAUGUCACUAUUUGUUUUAACAUGAUUUUAAUGAAAUGAGAGUAAAUGAAAGUGAAGCUUGAUCAGGGUUCUGCGCUUUAGCUAGUUCAGAAUAAAGCUGAUUUUCCCAUCAGCCACACGAGCAUUCCCACCCCCCCGCCCCCAGCGUUCCUCUCCAAUUCCCAGCACGGCGGUGUUCAUCAGGUAUCAUGACUCGGAUUGCUCUCCAAGGUUAGAUUCUGCUGCAGUGGCAGAGGAUUUUUAUUUGUUUGUUUUUGUGUGACACCUUUCAGGGUGAUUUUGAAUGAUGGGAAUCAAACUCUGGGUUGCAGUGGCUGCUGGGAAAUGUAGUCCUAGUCUUUUGCUUAACUGCCUCAUGAGCGGCCAGCGCUCAAAUGUUGUCUUACUCAGCAAAGUUUUCAUGGCACUGCAGGUGGGCGGGGGAAGAAGCCCUCUGGAGUAUUGUUAUUUUUAAUUUUUAUGCACUUUGAGGGGGAAAAUACCAAAAAAAAAAAA